AUGAACACACGCCUGAGGUCGGAAGUCGGAGGCGGCCUUUCAGGGCCCUCGCUGGCGUCGCCCUACCAGCCCGAGGCCGAGCGAGCCGAGUUGGCUGAGCCCUCCCAGAACAGUCCAUUCGAAAUAUCGGCGCAAGACCUCUUCGAUCCACGAUACAACCAGCAAUGGCACGCAUCAUCAGAUGAUCCUCCUCUGCAAGCCAUCGUGCAAGAUGCUCGGCCACAACUGCAAGUUGGGAACCAUGAUCAAGAUGUCUUUGAACUCUUGCUUGACCCGCAGCUGUUCGGACUCCACGAGCCAGUGGAAUAUCUGGAGAAUCCUCAGCCGCAGUUGUCGAAUCCAGUCGUCGAUCACAACGCCAGCGAGUUCACGGCGAUCGAUCCGCGAUGGCUGACCAUUGCGUUGCCAACGGCAUUUGCAGGCAGUCAGUUCGAGUGCUUUAGCAUCCGACUUCUAGAGGCCACAGCACUCGCUGACUAG
Molecule: messenger RNA, 480 nt
Organism: Zymoseptoria tritici IPO323
Lineage: Eukaryota; Fungi; Ascomycota; Dothideomycetes; Mycosphaerellales; Mycosphaerellaceae
Exons: 2
Coding region: 1-480 (159 amino acids)
Source: RefSeq, a predicted model, not a curated record